Molecule: messenger RNA, 1116 nt
Organism: Paraglomus brasilianum
Lineage: Eukaryota; Fungi; Glomeromycota; Glomeromycetes; Paraglomerales; Paraglomeraceae
Source: the annotation of a GenBank genome assembly
AUGUCUGGAAUUCCGGAUGAAUUUUAUACAUUUAUGGUUAGCACUGCUGACAACCACAUUGUCACGGGGAUAGAAAGCAAUAACUGUGUCAUAAAUCUCGACAACAAUUGUCCACGCUUCAUGGAUCUGAAAGGAGCCAUUAGGUUCUCGACUGACAGUGCCAACUUUCUUUCAUGCAAUGUAGUUGCUGAUGCUGGAAAACACUAUCUUUACGUCUAUUCAACAAGCAAUUGGCAAAUGAUUCGGAAGAUGAACAUUCACAUAUUUGUUAAUGAUCUACGAACUGCGUCACAUCCUUGGACCCAAGUUGAAUCAGUAAAAAGUUCGCUACACGGUGAGCUUUUUGUGAGCAUCGAAAAAUGGGACGUCCUGUCAUUUUGGUCUAUACCAGAAUGCAAGCUGUUGACCCGUUGUCAAAGCAGUCAUUUUGUAGACGUCGACGCAAGGCAAACCAUCUUUGCCCACUCUCCUAACAGAAAAAUGCUUGCAACCUGGACUCCAACCGAAAGGCUUGUCAUCUUUUUAUGUGAAGACGGUAUCUUAUUCUCGGAUUCGAUGGCCCCAAAAGAACAUUUAGGCGAUCGUAGUAAAUCAGUGAGGCAGUUAGUGUGGAUUGGGAACAAACAUAUAAUGAUUGUCGAUGCAGUCGGUGGAACGAAAUGGGACAUUAAUACAUAUGAUCUUAUCAGUGAAUACCAUGAUUUUGGAAAGAUGCCCAUCUUCAAAUCUACAGGAGAAGACGUCUAUGCUACCUGUGAUAGUGAUAACAACAUUCCAGUGAUCAAGCAGUUAACCGAAACAGACCUAACAGCUUCAUUCGACAAAGGUACAGAGCGGUCGGAAGGAACAACAAAACUGUGUAAAUACGAUGGCACGACGCUUUAUGAAACAGGCAUGAAGUAUGUUGAUGGCGGGAAUCAGGACAAAUUGCAUGAAAUUGUUGAGCUUAUGGUAGAACCAUGGUACUUUCAGAACAAUCGAACUACAACAAUAUUUCUGCUAGACGAUUACAAUAAUCAAGUACUUCUUUUCGGCAAACAGACAAUACAGAUGUGGAACUUUGCAUCUGAAAAACCAAGCUUACAAUACAUUUGGUGCAAACCACCACUACCUGCA